Micropterus salmoides (largemouth bass) is the source of this 1998-nucleotide messenger RNA. Its product is annotated as zinc finger BED domain-containing protein 4. Gene Ontology annotation, molecular function: protein dimerization activity. The record is from RefSeq and is a predicted model, not a curated record. Lineage: Eukaryota; Metazoa; Chordata; Actinopteri; Centrarchiformes; Centrarchidae.
CAUGGUGCAUGGGGACAGACAGGUAGACACACAGACAGACAGACAUGUGUCCGUCAGUCUAGCGCUGCCAUGUGUUCUGGGCCUUCGGAAGCACCUCUCUGAGACAUCAACCCCCCACUGCCCCUCUCUCCUUGUAGGCCUCAGCCAGGCUGUCGAGAGUCGGCUGGCCCCUCUCCUGGAGGACCCCCUCUACAUCACUGCCACCACCCUGGACCCCCAGUUCAAGCUCACAUGGAGCAGCAACCCUGAUUGGCACAGACAAGUUCUCAUAGAGGAGUUAUCCAAACAUUCCACUGCCUCCGGCCCCACAGACCCCAGCACAGACCUACAUGCUCAAUCCCAGACCCCUCCUGCCCCAGCUCCAUCGCCGGUCUCCUCACUUUCACGGCCCUGUAAGCUGUUCUCUUUCAUCAAGCAGAGACCCACGGCACAGGCCAAGAGCCUAGAGCAGGAGUUGGCCGUCUACCUACGAGAGGAACCCACAGAUGAAGAGGCUUUGCAUUACUGGCGGCGUAAAGCCAUUGACUUUCCUCUGCUAGCCCAGGUGGCCAAGAGGGCGUUUACCAUACCUGCUUGUGGCACUGUGGUGGAGAGCAUUUUCACUACUGCUGGGCGCUUUCUGCGGCCAGAGAGAGGCCGCGUCUUACCAAAGAACCUGGAGACGCUUAUCUACCUCAAAGCCAACUACAGAUUAUUAUGGACUUAAAGCAAAGAGUCAAGCCUUUCUUUUAUCUAAAUGGCAACUUACGGCUUUAUACCUGCAGUAAAGUUACUUAUUGGAUACUAACAUCUGUCUCACUCUAAAGAAACUGAGCUAGCAACAUAAAACAGUCCUCAUACUACAUUUGACAUGAGAUGGAAUGAAUAACCCAGAAUUUCAGAGCCAAGGCUUCAUGUCCAUUCUUAAGAAGGGUUUUCCAGACUGCAGUAGGUGCGGAUUGCUGUCUGUUUACCAUGUAGCCUGCAUACAGACUAUCAUACUGUGGACCGAGGGGACUAGAAGCAGAUCAAUACUAAAGUAUUUACUUUGACAUUAUUUUGCCUGAACAGGGUCUCCAGACAACCACAAGACCACAAAGCCCCCAUUCUCUAUCCUCCCAUCCCCAAACACAGCUUGUGUAUGUACCAGCAGUGACAUACCAACAAUAACCAAAUGGUCACUUACCGCAUACUGUAGCAUAUUUAUUUUCACUGAUAUGCAUUAACCCUAUAGGUUGUGACUAAGGCAUUAGCUGCUAAAAAUAUGUCAAUGCAUCACCCACUUCUUUUUUCUCGUCUCUGUAUGUAGGCCUCAUCAUUGGGACAUCCUAAUAAACGAGUUUCACUUAUGAAAUGCAGUUGUGUGCAGUUUGCAGAUGGGAGUGCACUCAUGCAUGUGUGCACGUUACAAGUUUUUUUUUUGCAAUGGAGAAAUGCUGAAAUCUGCUUCAUAUAUCACAUACUUUUACCCUUAUUCAUUUAUAUUUUCCUUUGCUAGUCCUUUAUGACUGUACGUGUGCUCUUUUAGAGUAGAGGUCAAUUCCAUUUCAUUUACUUUUAUCAGCAACCCCCCUCUCCCUUUUUCAAUUUCAUGUCCAAUUGUACUUCUGAACUUUCAGGUACUGACCCUGCUUCUGCCUCAGAAAACUAGCAGAGGAUGCGUGCACGUGGCACAAAUAAGAGGCUUUUACUUCGUCUGACCUCACUGAAAUACUUUGAAACCGCUUUGCAGUGCAUCGCUUAGAAGGAUUGUUGCAGUGUGUGUGUUUGCCUUCAUUCAGGGACUCUUAUUACUCUGGGCUGGGCCAGUGGGGAGGCAGGGUAAUUGCAUGUAAUUCCAUUAUAGUUAAAUUUGAGUCAGCAGGAAGGCAGCAGUCACAUCCUACACGGCCCUUUUCUCCAAAGCCAACCAGGCUUAUACGAAUUACGAAAGUACAUAUAAAUAAAUGGAAAUAAAUGGAAAGCUAUAUGUAGUUACUGUACUUUUGUUCUAUAUCAGAAGGCCCCAACUGCUUCAAU